ACCUCUUGAAGUAUUGAUGAAGUUCUGUAACUUUAUCAGUGCAAUUAUUUUUGUUUAUUUCAUAUUUUUGAAAUUUUGAGUAGGUACUAUAUAGAGUUUCAAGCAUGACGACUAUCAAAGUUGCAAAUGAACAAGAAAUCAUUAAGAAACUAUCCUCUUAUGUAGAGAAAAUUUCAAAUGACGCUAUCCAUAAUCGCGGAAAGUUUUUCGUCGGCUUAUCCGGUGGUUCAGUCUUGAAAUAUUUAUGUGAAGGGCUCCCCCAAGUGAACACAGAUUGGUCCAAAUGGGUGCUAGCAUUUUGUGAUGAAAGAGUUGUGCCAGAGGAUAGUGAAGAUUCCACCUUUGGAGUAUAUAAAAGAGGAUUGAUUCCAAAAACUAUGUUAAAUGAAAGUCAAUUUAUUACUAUUAAACAGGGUGUUAGUGCUGAAGAAGCAGCCAAAGACUACACUGAGAAACUAACAAGUGCAUUCAACAGUGAAAACUACCAAUUCGACUUACUCCUCCUAGGAAUGGGUCCCGAUGGUCACACAUGUUCUCUAUUCCCAAAUCAUGCACUUCUAAAUGAGACUACUUUGAAAGUAGCGUCUAUCACUGAUUCUCCGAAACCUCCGUCAGCCAGAAUUACGUUAACUUACCCUGUUAUUAAUAAUGCAAGGAAUUGUAUUUAUGCUGUGAGUGGUGCGGGGAAAGCUGAUAUGGUUAAAAGAAUACUAAAAGACAAGGAAGAUUUACCGGCCGCGCGGGUGAAACUAACACAUGGAUCAGUUUAUUGGAUUGUAGACGCGGCCGCCGCUGUACAUUUAUAAUAAUAUAUCUAGACCAUAUUAUAGGAAUCAUUCCAGAUGUCUUGUGCCUUAUUUUUUGAAUAUUUUUGUCUUAAGACUUAAAUGAGGUAUACCUCAAAGGCUUAUCUUUAUAUUUGUUAUUUUUUGCACUUAUUUAAAAGUGUAUUUAAAUUGUUUAAGAUUUAAAGUGCUAGUGAUUUAUGGUGACUAUUUGGGUUGUUAAAGGUUUAGGAAAUGUACAAUGUUUUACAUUCCUGUUGCAUAAAUAAAUGUUUUUGUAUA
Colias croceus (clouded yellow) is the source of this 1067-nucleotide messenger RNA. RefSeq names its product 6-phosphogluconolactonase (gene 6pgl). Gene Ontology annotation, biological process: pentose-phosphate shunt; carbohydrate metabolic process. The transcript has 5 exons. Gene Ontology annotation, molecular function: 6-phosphogluconolactonase activity. Bases 105 to 806 code for a protein of 233 amino acids. The record is from RefSeq and is a predicted model, not a curated record. NCBI's taxonomy places the organism in Eukaryota, Metazoa, Arthropoda, Insecta, Lepidoptera, Pieridae.